Molecule: messenger RNA, 1252 nt
Organism: Aspergillus steynii IBT 23096
Lineage: Eukaryota; Fungi; Ascomycota; Eurotiomycetes; Eurotiales; Aspergillaceae
Exons: 2
Coding region: 1-786 (261 amino acids)
Source: RefSeq, a predicted model, not a curated record
AUGGCAGUAACCGAGUCACCGGUGGAUUUUGGGUUGCCGGGUGAUACCAUCCCCGAACGAUGCGGUGUGAGGGAGAUUAGGGACGUUACUCGCAUUCUCGAAGAUGCAGGCAUCCCCUGCUGUAUGGCAGGGGCUUCAGCGUUGGUCUGGUUUGGGGCCUGGCGCGUGCGAUGUGACUUUGAGAUAUGUGUUCCUACGGAGAAAGUCAGCCAAGCUGUGGAGCUGCUGAAAUCAGACCCCCAUGACAAGGUCUAUCAGCCCUGGAAGCCGGAGAAUUUCCAACCCGGUGCUCUAACACAUACCUUUCCGCGGUUUAAACUCCGAGGUGUUUCUCUGCGUUUUCAAAUCCUCCCCUCGGAUGAUUGUGCCUUCAAUAUCUAUGAUGUGGACCGCAGUCCGUCUGGUCUUCCGUAUCCUAAACUGGAAUCAUAUGCCCAGAGUCUCCUAGACACUCAGAGGAGAGUGGAUCUUACUGAUCUGAUUGACGGGAUGAAUCUCACUGAAGAAUGGGGGGAAGAGCAUCUAAACCUGGAUAAAAUGACCGACGUGGCCUAUGCGAAGCAAAAGAAUGCGAAGAUCCUAGCAUCGAUGUUGCCUGGUGAAGACCCGUUUGAUUAUCCAGGAGUCCCGGCUCACGCAAGACCGCUGCGAGAAAUAUGGCAAGAGAUUGACAGGGGGAAGCAAAAGCGGAUUUCGCUGGAACUUCCGGUUGAGUAUUUUGCAACGAGAUUCUUUGCCUACGGUCAAGGGGAUCCUCGGUUAGAUACGACUAGGCCACACGUCUAGUGGCCAAUACGUGCUCAAGCCCUGCUUUCGUUGAAACAGGUCUAUAUGCCUAAUGCGACCUCCGCAAGUUUAAUAGGCUUGUACAUUGACCUUCGUGGGGGCUUUCACGCAACUCCGAAGGCAUGCUUCAUGCGCCGAACACGAUUUGCAUCCGACUGGUUACGCCGACUAUAUGCGUUGAUAAACGCCUGCCGGUGCUCCGCGUUCAACUGUUGCCUGACAGCAUGAACCUGAGUGGCCAUGUUUCUACCAAGGAACUCUAGAUCCACGAAGUCACUGUCGGCGGUCCGGGCAAAGAAUGCACCCAGCUUGGCUAUCAGGAUGCCCUUAAUAUUCAGGACCAUAAAUUCUCGCUGGCCAGACGAGGAUCUGGCAGUGAUAGGCUCUGAUGCAGUUGAAAUAUCCUCAGGCGCUCCAAGAGAACCUUUCGACUUGUCAGCGAGAUAAUUGAGAGAUUUGAACCCUU